Messenger RNA from Trematomus bernacchii (emerald rockcod), 1143 nucleotides. RefSeq lists its product as uncharacterized. Lineage: Eukaryota; Metazoa; Chordata; Actinopteri; Perciformes; Nototheniidae. Gene Ontology annotation, molecular function: oxidoreductase activity. The transcript has 8 exons. The record is from RefSeq and is a predicted model, not a curated record.
AUGCUACUGCCUGUAUACGGCAGUCGGAGCAGAUCUUCGUUUGCCAUGGCGGCACUAAAAGAGGUUGUGCCCUCUAAACAGCGGCUGCCCCACUGGGUUGUCGAUACCAUCUCACAUGCCUAUGGGGCCAGUGGCCGCCGCCUGCCAUCAGGGCUGAGAUGCCACUCUACAAGGAGCAUCUCAACAUCUUGGGCUGCCCUGAGAGGGGUGCCCCUGGAGACCAUCUGCACCGCGGCGUCGUGGGCGUCUUCUGACGGUCCCUGCGCGGCGGAGGAGGAUCCGAACGGGAAUGAGCACGGGGCGGCUGCACGCAGCGCGGAGCCUCGCUGGGGACCGCAGCUAGCGAGGCUCUACUCUCCCGGUGAGGACAUUGCCACAGAAUAAAAAUGUGUGAUUCUGUGCCUCCUGCUUUUCUUCAUCAACUUCUCCUUCCUCCUCUUGCACUUCUCCACCGUUCACAUCUACAAGAUCAUCCUCGGCAUCGUCCUGGGAAUAGUGACGGCAGACUUUGCGUCAGGGAUGGUACACUGGGGGGCGGACACCUGGGGAUCUGUGGACAUCCCUUUUAUUGGCAAGGCAUUUAUUCGCCCGUUCAGGGAGCACCACAUUGACCCAACCGCCAUCACUCGCCAUGACUUCAUUGAGACCAACGGCGACAACUGUAUGAUCCCCAUCCUACCACUGGCUAACAUGGCCUACAAGUUCCUCACAUACACACCAGAAUCCUUGGCAGCGUCUUAUCCCUGGGAUUGCUACGUCUUUGCACUGGCAGUUUUCGUGAGACUGACCAAUCAGAUUCAUAAGUGGAGCCAUUCGUACUUCGGCCUCCCGUGCUGGGUCACGUUGCUCCAGGACUGGCAUUUAGUUUUGCCACGGAAACAUCCCUGCAUCCACCACGUCUCACCACACGAGACAUACUACUGCAUUACGACGGGUUGGUGCAACUUUCCACUGGACCAGCUGGGCUUUUGGAGACGGAUGGAGCAACUGAUCAGAGGACUCACAGGCCACAGACCGAGAUCAGAUGAUCUGGCGUGGGCCCAGAAGACCGACAGAUAAAGACGGGGAUGGAGGUGUACGAAGAGGAUCAGUAGAGAGGAAAGCUUGAUUGAUUGCAAGCUAAUAACCAGAGUUGAGCCUCAG